GGGGCGCUGCGGGCCGGGCGCCCGGUGCUCACCCGCCGGAGCCAAUUUGCGGUAGGCUCGGGCCCACGCCUUAAGGGGUUAAACCUUUCUCAUGUUACCGAGCGGCUUAUAAGGAGGGGGAGGCCAAGCCUCCGCCUUAUUGGGAGCCUUUUGGGGUUUAUUCUCUUCCCUUCUAACUUGAUUAAGAAUGACCCAAAAGACAUCACAGCUUUGUUCCACAGCCAAUGUUUAUACUCAAGUGCCUGAUGGAGGUUGGGGCUGGGUGGUAGCUGUGUCUUUUUUCUUCGUUGAAGUCUUUACCUACGGCAUCAUCAAGUCAUUUGGCGUCUUCUUUAAUGACUUAAUGGACAGUUUUGAUGAAUCUAACAGCAGGAUCUCCUGGGUCAUAUCAAUAUGUGUAUUUGUCUUAACAUUUACAGCUCCCCUCUCUGCUGUCCUGAGCACCCGUUUCGGACACCGUCUGGUGGUGGUGGCCGGGGGCCUGCUUGUCAGCACAGGAAUGGUGACGGCCUCCUUCUCCCGGGAACUCUACCACAUGUAUAUCUCGAUCGGCGUCGUAUCCGGUUUGGGAUACUGCUUUAGCUUCCUACCAACUGUCACCAUCUUAUCUCAGUACUUUGACAAGAAGCGCUCCAUGGUCACUGCGGUUGCUUCCACGGGAGAAUGCUUCGCCAUGUUUGCUUUCGCCCCAGCGAUCACGGCGCUGAAGGACAGCGUCGGCUGGAGGUACAGCCUCCUCUUCGUGGGCCUGCUGCAGCUGAACAUCGUCGUCUGCGGGGCGCUGCUGAGACCGAUUGUCAUCCGAGGACCCGGGUCCCCGACAGCAGCCGCCCACGAGGGUCGGAAAGAAGUGCAGUAUAUGCUCGAGAAUGAGAAAACACGCACCUCAAUAGACUCCAUUGACUCAGGAGUAGAACUAACUACCUCACCGAAAAAUGUGCCUAGUCACGCCAACCCAGAACUGGGACCGAAGGGCGACACGCAGCAGGUCCUCGUGGGGACGGGCUCCAAGCCGAGCCACCAGACAGCCCCUUUGUUAGACUUCUCCAUCUUGAAAGACAGAAGUUUCAUCUGUUACGCGUUGUUUGGUCUGUUUGCCACCCUGGGGUUCUUCGCGCCUUCCCUGUACAUCAUCCCCUUGGGCAUCAGUCUGGGCAUCGAGCAGGAGCGGGCUGCUUUUCUGUUAUCCACGAUGGCCAUUGCCGAAGUUUUCGGAAGGAUUGGAGCCGGCUGUGUGCUCAGCCGGGAGCCCAUCCGCAAGAUCUACAUCGAGCUCAUCUGCGUCGUCUUGCUGAUGGUGUCUCUGUUUGCCUUCACUUUCGCCGCCGAGUUCUGGGGUCUCAUGUCAUGUAGCAUCUUUUUUGGUUUCAUGGUUGGAACAGUCGGGGGAACCCACAUUCCGCUGCUCGCCGAAGACGAUGUCGUGGGAAUCGAGAGGAUGUCUUCCGCUGCUGGAGUGUAUGUCUUCAUUCAGAGCAUAGCAGGCCUGGCCGGACCACCCCUUGCAGGGCUGCUGGUGGACCAGAGCAAGAUUUACAGCCGCGCUUUCUACUCCUGCGCCGCUGGCAUGGCCGUGGCUGCCGUGUGCCUCGCGCUCGUGAGACCGUGUAAGAAGGGACUGUGCCAGGGUCACCCUGCGGGUGAAGGACAGGCAGAGAGUCCUCGUGGGAAAGCUUUACAAGACAUACCUGAAGACUUUCUGGAAAUGGACCUUGGGAAAAAUGAGCAUAAAGGUCACGUGAAAAUGGAGCCGGUGUGACAGGCUCCCUGGGCAGGGCCGCCACCCCGCUGGCCCGGAGGCAGGUGGACGGGGUGGCGGGGCGCACAGGGAGGUCCAGGGGCUAUCCACUCUCCCCACUUUUAAAGCUACAUUUUAAAGGGAACAUACAUGAGAAUACCACCAACAUCCCCUUUUUUUUUUUCCUUUUAAGUUUUCCUGUUCGAUUGUUUCUUAAGCCAAAACAAAAACAACCCAGCACUCUUCUGUACAUACGUCUGGUUGUAUGCAGGAGCAGCCGAGAGAUACAAAGAAGGACCCAAUGGCUCACAUUCUGGUUUUAAAAUAGUGACGCGAAAUGGUAAAGUGGUUUUAAGAGCUCUUGCAUGUGAUACACAGCUCGCUUACAAAAGGACAGCUAGCCCAGAUCACGGAGAUGAAAUUGGCCACUCAAAACAGACAAACAAACAAAACUGAAAUCAUUUAAAAAAUUUUCUCAUUUUUGGAAAUAUGAGCAAAUUGCUUUAA
Molecule: messenger RNA, 2245 nt
Organism: Lontra canadensis (Northern American river otter)
Lineage: Eukaryota; Metazoa; Chordata; Mammalia; Carnivora; Mustelidae
Gene: SLC16A6
Product: solute carrier family 16 member 6
Exons: 6
Coding region: 188-1759 (523 amino acids)
Biological process (GO): monocarboxylic acid transport; transmembrane transport
Molecular function (GO): monocarboxylic acid transmembrane transporter activity
Source: RefSeq, a predicted model, not a curated record